Molecule: messenger RNA, 13644 nt
Organism: Colletes gigas
Lineage: Eukaryota; Metazoa; Arthropoda; Insecta; Hymenoptera; Colletidae
Gene: Dhc93AB
Product: dynein beta chain, ciliary
Exons: 37
Coding region: 1-13644 (4547 amino acids)
Biological process (GO): microtubule-based movement
Cellular component (GO): dynein complex
Molecular function (GO): dynein light intermediate chain binding; dynein intermediate chain binding; minus-end-directed microtubule motor activity
Source: RefSeq, a predicted model, not a curated record
AUGUCGGAUUCCGAGGGUAGCGCGGAGAGCGGCCAGGGCUCGGAAAAGUCGGAAACGCGGGAGGAAAUCGUGGUGCCGGUGCCGAAUCGGCAGAAUCCGACCGGCGACAAGCUCGAGGAAUUCGAGAAGCUGCUCCAAUCGAUGAUGGCGUCCCGUCCGCCCUCGCAGGACGACGAGGAGGCCGAGGAGGACGACACCGACAGGAAAAUAGAAAUGGCUGCCUCGGAUGGACCGACGGAUUUUCGGCUGGAGUACAUCGGAGGGUUCGUGCAAAAGUCGUUGAAACUGAAGCCGGAGAAAUGGGGCAGGCUGCUGCUCACCGAGGAAUACCGUAACGCCGUGCUGGAUUUCCUCGACAAUCCGUUCCCCGCGGCGCUUUUCGUCGUCCUGACGCCGAACGCGCAAUUAGUCGCGUCCACGUCGUUUCCCAUACCUUGCCAGAGGACCAAAGGCAUUUACGCUGUGAAAGUGAAGCAGACACCGCUGGCGAAGGAGAAGGAGGCCUGUACGGCGAUGCUGAUCCUAGGCGAUCUAUCCUCACGCGUGGUGGAUCAAUUGGCCACUCUGGUGGAUAACGUGUUUGCUCCUCUCCUCAGCAAAGCGGAGAACCACAAGGAUCUGCCCGAUGUCGCGGUCCAGGACCUCUGCAAGCACGUUCACUCUCUGCGCGGUAUCCUGUACCAAGUGAAAGGUCAGGUGAACGGGAGAACGGUUCUCCCGAUGCCAGCGGGUAUGGAGAAGGUGACGGAAAUGGAGAAGCUGGUCCGAGCGGAAGGACCGCAAGCCGCCGAUCUGUAUUUGAAAAGCGCCAUCGAGGGUGUGGUGAUCAAGUGGGCGUACUUGGUGAACGACGUUGUCACUCAGGAAUCGAGCGCAGCUUUCGACAACGGCCAGAAUCCCACGCCCGACGUCGAGCUGGACUACUGGUCCGCCAGAUUAGCGAAUUUAAGAUACAUUUACGAUCAGCUGCAAGAGGACCGCGUGAAGAAAAUGGCGAGCAUCCUGGAGAGGACGGACAGCGCGUAUUUCCCCUGUUUCCGCACUCUAUUCGACAACGUGGUGUCCUCGAUGUCGGAGGCGAAGGAGAUAUCGCUGUAUCUAUCGCCUCUGGCGAGAUGCUUCAAGGCGGUCGAGGAGCUCGACUUCUCCGAGGCUAAGCCGUUAAUGGCCACGCUGAUACACUCGGUGGGAUUAGCCUGGUCGAAAUCCACCUACUAUCAGAGCUCUUCCAAGGUGAUCAUCGUGCUUCGACAGAUUUGCAACCUGUUGAUACAGGAAGCUUGCCGGUUCCUCGACCCGACCUCCAUCUUUCAAAGCGACGUGGACGAGGCACUGCAGCGCGUUCAAAUAUCCAGAGGAGUUCUAGAGGAGUUCAAGCAUCAGUUCGAACUGAGAAAAGACACGCCAGCGAUGAAGCCCCACGCUCCGCCGUGGACCUUCAAUCCCAGUGCUGUUUUCGCCCGUUUAGACGCGUUUCUGAGACGACUGAGCGACGUCGAGUGGCUGUUCAACACCGUCAUGGAGUUCUCCAAGCUGGAGAAGAUCGAGAUCGGCGGUAUACUCGGCCGAUCGCUCAGCAGUAGAAUCAUUAACGUCUACAAAGAGUUUCAGCAACUAUUCUUGUCGUUCACGGUGCGUGCCAACGACGCCCUCGAGCCCGACGACGAGUCGUUCGCCGUCGACUGCGCGAAAUUCAAUGAGUCCAUCACCGACCUUGACAGCAAACUCGCCGCCAUUCUCUGUCAGGCUUUCGACGACUGUGGGAACCUCGAAAGCGUCUUCAAGUUGAUAAACAUAGCGGGAUCGGUGCUGGACCGACCAGUGAUAAGCAAACAAUUCACUGACCGUUACUCCAGGAUCCUGGAGCUGCUGAACAUCGAGCUGACGGUCGUCGAAGUGUUGUUCAACCGCGGUACCAGAGGUGCUUUGAUUAAUCUUCCGCCUUUGGCCGCUGCCUUGACGUUUACCAGCAUGCUACGACAACGCAUCGAUCUGCCCGUGCAAUCUUUCAAAGCUAUUCAACACCCCAUAGCGAGCAGCGUAGAAGGACGGAUAAUAGAGAGUAGGUACGAGAGGCUGAUCAAGAUUUUCAGCGACAAGGAAAACGAUCUUUUCGAGGAAUGGGCCCGAACGGUACCGGAAACAGUCAACGUUGGUCUGAAUCGCAAUAUUCUGUCUCGCGGAACCGAUUCCACCUUACUGCUGAACUUCGACCCCGAACUGUUGGCUGUUUUGCAGGAAGUGAACUACUUGAAACAGAUGUCGAGAUCUGACAUUCCGGACCAGGCUAUUAAGGUGUCGGAGAAGGUGGAAACGUUUCGAAAGUUUCGCACCCUGCUGGGAGCGACGGUGGACUCGUACAACAACAUUUGCAAGACUACCAGCCGGGUCGAGUUCCGGCUGAUCGUGAAGGAGAUAACGAGGAUCGAUUCCCUCGUCUCUCGCGGAGAGAAAGAAUUAUGCUGGAGGUCGGACGGCGUUCUGGAGUACAUCGUGGAGCUGGGCGAGCUCGUCGAGGGGCUCUGGAGGCGAAUAAAAUCCGCCCAGACGAACGUCGAGAAGAUCAAAGCUAUUUUGGAGCCCUGGACCAGGACUCCUCUUAUUGAAAGGAAGGAUCGUCGUAAGGAUGCUUUAUUGUCCUUCGACGAGAGCCCGGAGAAGGUAUCGAAACGUUACGGGGAGAUCGAGAGAGCGGCCGAGCAGAUUCAUUCGUUGGUAGGGGAGAACCGGAUGCUUUUUCAAGUUUCCGACGAGAUGGACGAACCCUGGACGAGAUACAUAGCCCACGUUGAUAGCAUUGUUAUGGAAUCCCUUCGCAGAGCCGUAGGAUGCUCGUUAGGAUACUUGGUCGAGAACAUGGAUUCGGUUGGAAUAAGCUUACCGCUGUUGGAAGCAAAAUUGGAGCUCAGAGAGCCUGAUCUCUACUACGUCCCUUCGUUGGAACCGGACGACCCGGAUGGACUCGAUCAGCUGAUUCUUCUUCUCUUGAACGACAUCAUCGGAAUGGCUGCGUUGGUGCCAAGAUUGAAGCAGGAUUCCACGGGAUACGCCGAGGAGCUGGAAGAAGAUCCGGAUAUUAAGGGGAUGAAAAACGAGAUUCUGAGCAACGUGACGACUGCCGUGGAAGACGCCACUGAGUUCUGCAGCAAUUUCGAAGGAUACGCCUAUCUCUGGUUGGACGACAGAGGCAUAGUGAUGCAACAGUUCCUCGAGUAUAGCCGGCAAUUGACGAUGGAGGAAAUGGAGAUGGUGGCCGUCCAGGAUCCCAAGGGGCCGGCACGGUCACCGCCGAAAAUGGAGCAAUUCCGCGAGCAAAUCGACCUUUACGAGGGCCUCUAUCUCGAGAUCGAGGAAAUGGAACCGUCGAAAGUGUUUUGUGGCUGGUUCAGGGUAGACCUGAGACCCUUUAGACAGUCGGUGCUGAACAUAGUCUGCAAAUGGUCGAGCAUGUUCAAGAGACAUCUGGUCGAUCGCGUUACCAGCAGCCUUUCGGAUUUGGGAUCGUUUAUAAGGCGAGCAGACGAAGGUUUACUACAACCGAUUCAUCCCGGCGACUACGCCGGCCUCGUCAGCGUGAUGGGAUACCUUCUGCAAGUGAAAGAGAGACAGCCGACCACGGACGAAAUGUUUCAGCCGCUGGAGGAGACGAUCGAGCUGUUGAAGUUUUACGACCAGGACAUCCCGGAGGAGGUGAACGUGCUGCUCCAAGAAUUGCCGGAACAAUGGUCCAACACGAAGAAACUGGCUCUCAUGGUGAAGCAGCAAGUUGCUCCCCUGCAGGCAGGAGAGGUGUCCAGGAUAAGGGGACGAAUUUCCGCGUUCGACACGACGAUAACGCAUUACCGGGAGGCCUUUCGACGGUACAGUUUCUUCAAGUACGAAUGCGAGAACCCGUACGUGCUGCUGGACGAGGGUCACAAAGAGAUCCUGAUGCUGGAGACACAGAUGAAGGACAUACAAGAGUCCGCGUCCUUGUUCGAGGUGACGGUGCCGGAGUUCAAGGUUCUGAGACAGUGCAGGAGGGAGCUGAGGAUGCUCAAGCAGCUCUGGGACUACGCCAAUAUCGUCAGGAGCAGCAUAGAGGGCUGGAAGACGACCCCCUGGAGAAAAAUCGACGUGGAGAACAUGGAUAUCGAGUGCAAGAAGUUCGCCAAGGAGAUUCGGGCGCUGGACAAAGAGAUGAGGUCGUGGGACACCUACGUGUCGCUGGAGGCGACCGUGAAGAACAUGCUGACGUCCCUGAGGGCCGUGGGAGAACUUCAGAAUCCUGCCAUCCGGGAGAGGCACUGGAGACAGCUGAUGAACAGCACCAAGAAACUGGGCGACAUGACUCCAGAAAUGACCGUGCGAUUCGUAAUGGACGAGUCGACCACGCUGGCGGACCUGCUCGAGCUGAAUCUACACGAUUGCGAGGAGGAGGUGAAGAACAUCGUGGACAAGGCUGUGAAGGAGAUGUCGAUGGAGAAAUAUAUGAGGGAAUUGAACGUCACCUGGUCGAAGAUGGAAUUCGAGAAGGAGAUUCACGCGAGAACGGGAGCGACGUUGAUCAGGGCCAGCGAGGAGCUGAUCGAGACUCUGGAGGAGAAUCAGGUACAAUUACAGAAUCUCAUCACGUCCAAGUUUAUAGCCCACUUCCUGGAGGAAGUGUCGAGCUGGCAGAGGAAGCUGAGCAUCGCGGACCAAGUGACGACCGUCUGGUUCGAGGUGCAACGAACCUGGAUGCACCUCGAGAGCAUCUUUACAUCCUCGGAGGACAUUCGGAGGCAGCUGCCCGUGGACGCGGAAAGGUUCGAUCGGAUCGAUAAGCAAUUCAAGGAGAUGACGGAAGAGAUGGCGAAGACACCGAACGUGGUCGAGGCGACCAACAAGGACGGUCUCGUGUCCUCUCUCGACGUGUUGCAAAAGGAGCUGGUCCUCUGCGAGAAAGCUCUGGCCGAGUAUCUGGAAACGAAACGCCUCGCGUUCCCCAGAUUCUACUUCGUUUCGUCCAGCGACCUGUUGGACGUUCUUUCGAACGGAAACCAACCGGAAGUCGUGGCCAAACAUCUGACCAAACUCUUCGAUUCUAUGGCGCGACUCAAGUUCGACGACACCGUCACCGACUCGCCCAAACGCGUACUGGGCAUGUUCGCGAAGGACGGCGAGUACGUGGAGUUCGCCAACUGCGAGAUGAACUGCGAGGGCCCGGUGGAGGCGUGGCUGAACCGCUUGCAACGGGUGAUGAGAGCCACCAUAAUGCACUAUUUUAGCGAGGCUGUCAUCUCCUACGAGGAGAAACCACGGGAGCAAUGGCUGUUCGACUAUCCGGCACAGGUGUCCCUGUGCAGCACGCAGAUUUGGUGGACCACCGAGGUGAACAUCGCGUUCGCCAGGCUGGAGGAGGGCUACGACAACUCGCUGAAAGACUACCUGAAGAAACAGAUCUCGCAGCUGAGCAUUCUCAUCACGCUGCUGAUCGGGGAGCUCACGAAACAAGAGAGACAGAAGGUGAUGACGAUCUGCACGAUCGACGUGCACUCGAGAGACGUCGUGACGAAGCUGGUGCAGUCCAAGGUGGAGACGUCGCAGGCCUUCCAAUGGCAGAGUCAACUACGCCAUCGCUGGGACGAGAAGGAGAAGGAUUGCUUCGCUAAUAUUUGCGACGCGCAGUUCAAAUACUCGCACGAAUACCUGGGAAACACGCCCAGGUUGGUGAUAACGCCGCUGACGGACAGGUGUUACAUAACCCUGACCCAAUCCCUCCACCUGAUCAUGGGCGGUGGUCCAGCCGGUCCAGCUGGUACCGGGAAAACCGAGACAACCAAAGAUCUUGGCAGAGCCCUAGGCAUAAUGGUUUACGUGUUCAACUGUUCCGAGCAAAUGGACUACAAAUCCUGCGGGAACAUAUACAAGGGUUUGGCCCAAACAGGAGCGUGGGGAUGCUUCGACGAGUUCAAUCGGAUCACCGUCGAGGUGUUAUCGGUGGUCGCCGUCCAGGUGAAGUCGAUCCAGGACGCCAUCAGAGACAAGAAAGAGAAGUUCAAUUUUAUGGGAGAGACCAUCAGCUUGGAGCCCACUGUGGGCAUAUUUAUCACGAUGAACCCUGGCUACGCGGGCCGCACGGAGCUGCCGGAGAACCUGAAGGCUCUGUUCAGACCCUGCGCCAUGGUCGUUCCGGACUUCGAGUUGAUUUGCGAGAUCAUGUUGGUGGCGGAGGGCUUUCAAGACGCGAGGAUCCUGGCUAGGAAGUUCAUCACGCUGUACACUCUGUGCAAGGAGCUGCUGUCGAAGCAGGACCAUUACGACUGGGGACUGAGAGCGAUCAAAUCCGUGUUGGUUGUUGCUGGGAGUUUGAAGAGAGGCGACCCGGGCAGACCGGAGGAGGAAGUGCUCAUGAGAGCUCUCAGAGACUUCAAUAUUCCUAAGGUCGUGUCCGACGAUCUACCAGUCUUCAUGGGUCUGAUAGCCGACCUGUUCCCCGCGCUGGACGUGCCCAGGAAACGGGACGUCGAGUUCGAGAAGAUGGUGAAGCAAGCGGCGGCGGAUCUGCUGCUUCAGCCGGAGGAUGGGUUCAUUUUAAAGGUCGUUCAGCUGGAGGAAUUGUUGGAAGUGAGGCACUCGGUUUUCAUCGUCGGUAUCGCGGGGUCGGGAAAGACCCAAGUGUGGAAGACUCUGUUCAGAACCUACCAGAACAUGAGGAGGAAGCCCGUCUACAACGAUCUGAAUCCAAAGGCUGUGACCAACGACGAACUGUUCGGAAUAAUUAAUCCGGCGACCAGAGAGUGGAAGGACGGCCUGUUCUCGGUGAUCAUGAGAGAACAGGCCAAUUUGGGCGGCGAAAACCCCAAGUGGAUCGUUCUGGAUGGCGAUAUAGAUCCUAUGUGGAUCGAGUCCCUGAAUACAGUCAUGGACGACAACAAAGUUCUGACGCUGGCCAGCAACGAGAGGAUAGCCUUGACGCCCGUGAUGAGGCUGCUCUUCGAGAUCUCGAACCUGAGGACAGCAACUCCGGCCACAGUGUCCCGAGCAGGCAUCCUGUACAUCAAUCCGCAGGAUCUGGGCUGGAAUCCUUACGUCACCAGCUGGGUGGAGAAGAGAACGUCUCCGAUCGAGAAGUCCAACUUGGUGAUGUUGUUCGACAAGUACAUUCCUCCUUGCUUGGAGACGCUGAGAACCAGGUUCAAAAAAAUAACACCGAUCGCCGACAUGGCGCACGUCGAGAUGCUCUGCCAUCUUCUCCAUUGUCUAUUGAGACCGGAACUGACGAGCAGCGAUUUCCUCAAGGAGCAUUACGAGCUCUAUUUCGUGUUUGCUGCCGUUUGGGCGUUCGGCUCGUCCAUGUUUCAGGACCAGACGAUCGAUUAUCGAGUGGAAUUUAGUAAAUGGUGGACCAACGAGUUCAAGCAAGUUAGAUUUCCCACUCAGGGAACGGUAUUCGAUUAUUAUAUCGACGCCGAGACGAAGUGCUUCGUUUCAUGGACUCAGCGUCUGCCCAAGUUCGAGCUGGAUUCCGAGAUGCCUUUGCAAGCCGUUUUGGUCUACACGUCAGAGUCAAUCAGAAUCAAGUAUUUCUUGGAUUUGUUGAUGGCGGAGAAACAUCCGGUGAUGUUGGUGGGCACUGCAGGCUGUGGCAAGACGGUUCUCGUCGCCGAGAAGCUUCUACAUUUACCCGAGAACUACGCGGUGUCCAAUGUCCCUUUCAAUUUCUACACCUCGUCGGAGAUGUUGCAGAAGAUCCUAGAGAAGUCGUUAGAGAAGAAAGCCGGCAGAAAUUACGGGCCCCCAGGGAACAAGACCUUGGUGUACUUCAUCGACGACCUCAACAUGCCCGAAGUCGACGCCUAUGGCACGGUUCAACCCCAUACAAUGAUUCGUCAGCAUUUGGAUUACGGCCACUGGUACGAUAGAACGAAGUUGACGUUAAAGGACAUCCACAACUGUCAGUACGUCAGCUGCAUGAACCCCACCGCUGGCUCGUUCACGAUCAAUCCGAGGCUGCAGAGACAUUUUUCGGUGUUUGCCGUCAGCUUUCCCAACACCGAGUCUCUAACUAUGAUCUAUGCUUCCAUUUUGUCGCAGCAUCUGUCGAACAUCGAGCACAGAUUUCCUGCCUGCGUCACGGAGCUUUGCAACAACAUCGUGCAAGCCUCGAUUCAGCUGCACCACCGCUGCGCCCAAAUGUUUCUGCCAACAGCGGUCAAGUUCCACUACAUCUUCAAUCUCCGCGAUCUAUCGAACUGCUUUCAAGGAUUGCUGUUCAGCGGGAAUGAGUGUCUGCAGGCCCCCAUAGACCUGAUCAGACUUUGGAUCCACGAGACCCAUCGCGUCUACGGGGACAAGCUGACGGACGAGAAAGACAUAGAAAGCUUCUCCAAGUUGCAGCUGGAUAUUUUGAAGAAGAACGUGGAAGAAGUCGACGAGGGUGCCGUUCUGGAGAAGCCCAACAUCUACUGUCACUUUGCAGGUGGCGUUGGAGAGCCAAAGUACAUGCCGGUGAUCGAAUGGUCAACGUUGCACCGAUUGUUGUCGGAGGCGAUGGUCAGCUACAACGAUCUGGUAGCAGCUAUGAACCUGGUGCUGUUCGAGGAUGCCAUGAUGCACGUCUGUCGCAUAAACAGAAUCCUGGAGUCCCCCAGGGGCAGUGCGCUAUUGGUGGGUGUAGGUGGUUCUGGCAAGCAGAGUCUGUCGCGAUUGGCAGCGUUCAUAAGCACGCUGGAAGUCUUUCAAAUUCAAUUGAAGAAGGGCUACGGCAUCGCGGAUCUCAAACUGGAGCUCGCCGUUCUGUACUCCAAGUCAGGAUUGAAGAACAUGGGCAUCGUUUUCCUGAUGACAGACGCCCAAGUGCCGAACGAACAGUUCCUGGUGCUGAUCAACGAUAUGCUGGCUUCUGGCGAAGUUCCAGAUCUGUUCGCCGAGGAUGAAGUGGAAAAUAUAAUUGCAGGAGUCCGUAACGAGGUGAAAGGCGCGGGAAUGUUGGACACCCGCGAGAACUGCUGGAAGUUCUUCAUCGACCGGGUGCGCAGGCAGCUACGAAUUGUUCUGUGCUUCUCCCCGGUGGGUUCCACUUUAAGGGUGCGCUCGAGGAAAUUCCCGGCUAUAAUAAAUUGCACGGCGAUAAACUGGUUUCACGAAUGGCCGCAAGAAGCUUUGAUGUCCGUGUCGAAGAGGUUCCUGCAGGAGUUGGACGAACUUCCGGAGGCUUACAGAGACUCGGCGGCGAAAUUCAUGGCCCACGCUCACACGAGCGUGAACGCGGCCAGCAGGCAUUAUCUGGCCAGCGAGCGCCGUUACAACUACACGACGCCCAAGUCGUUUCUGGAGCAGAUCAGUCUGUACGCUAAGCUGCUGAAGACAAAGGCGAGGGAGCUUCGAGCACGAGUGGCCAGACUGGAGAACGGUUUGGAGAAGCUUCGAUCAACUGCCGUGCAGGUGGACAAACUUAAAGAAAAGCUAGCUGUCCAAGAGGUGGAGUUGCAGCAGAAGAACGACGCGGCUGACGCGCUGAUCGCCAUCGUCGGCAUCGAGACGGACAAAGUGCAGAAAGAGAAGGCUAUAGCCGACGAGGAAGAGUGCAAAGUCGCGAUAAUAGCGGAGGAAGUGUCGAAGAAGCAGAAGGACUGCGAGGCGGAUCUGCUGAAGGCGGAACCGGCGUUGCUGGCCGCCCAGGAAGCUCUGAAUACCUUGAACAAGGCGAAUCUCACGGAAUUGAAGUCGUUCGGCUCGCCUCCAGGGGCUGUGACGAACGUAACGGCCGCCGUGAUGGUCCUCUUGGCACCGUCUGGUAAAGUGCCCAAGGACAGAAGCUGGAAGGCUGCCAAGAUCGUGAUGGCGAAGGUCGACACGUUCCUCGACUACUUGAUCAAUUACGACAAGGAGAACAUCCAUCCGGAGGUGAUCAAGGCGAUCCAACCGUAUCUCAAGGACUCGGAGUUCGAGCCGGAGUUCGUUAGGUCAAAGUCCGCCGCCGCCGCGGGUCUCUGCGCCUGGGUCAUCAACAUCAUCAAGUUCUACGAGGUGUUCUGCGACGUGGAACCGAAACGGAAGGCUCUGGCGCAGGCGAACGCAGAGCUGGCCGCCGCUCAGGAGAAGCUGGGCGGAAUCAAACGCAAAGUCGCUUCGUUGGAGGAGCAGUUGGCGAAACUGACGGCGGACUUCGAGCAGGCCACGGCCGAGAAGCUCAAGUGCCAGCAAGAGGCAGACGCGACCAACGCCACGAUCGCGUUGGCUAAUAGGCUAGUAGGUGGCCUGGCGUCAGAAAACGUACGAUGGGCGGAUUCUGUGGCUACUUUCAUGCAACAAGCGUCGACGCUGCCCGGCGACGUGCUGCUGGUAACAGCUUUCAUAUCGUACGUCGGUUGCUUCACGAAACAGUUUCGCCAAGAUUUGCAGCACAAACAAUGGAUGCCUUAUCUGCGAACCGUGGAACCGACGGUGCCGAUCACCGAGGGGUUGGAUCCCUUAUCGUUGCUGACGGACGACACGCAAAUCGCUAAGUGGAACAACGAAGGCCUCCCGAACGACAGAAUGUCGACGGAGAACGCCACCAUUCUAACGAAUUCGGAUCGUUGGCCACUGAUGAUCGAUCCCCAGCUUCAAGGCAUUAAGUGGAUCAAGCAGAAGUACGGGGAGGAACUUAGGGUGAUAAGGUUAGGCCAAAAGGGUUACUUGGAUGUCAUCGAGCAGUCCCUGGCAACCGGGUCUACGGUGCUCGUGGAAAACAUAGGCGAAACGGUGGAUCCCGUGCUAGAUCCUCUGUUAGGCAGAAACUUGAUUAAGAAGGGUCGCGCGAUUAAGAUCGGUGACAAGGAGGUCGAAUACAAUCCUCUAUUCAGAUUAUUACUGCACACGAAGCUGGCUAAUCCCCAUUACAAGCCCGAGAUGCAGGCUCAAACUACCCUAAUUAAUUUCACGGUGACGAGGGACGGUCUCGAGGAUCAAUUGCUCGCCGAAGUAGUGAAAGCCGAACGACCAGACCUCGAGGAGCUCAAGGCUGAGCUCACCAGGCAGCAGAACGACUUCAAAAUUACGCUCAACAGUUUGGAAGACUCCCUCUUGUCGAGAUUGUCGUCGGCGGGUAGCAACGUCCUGGGGGACACGUCGCUGGUGGAGAAUCUGGAGACGACGAAAAGGACAGCGGCGGAAAUCGAAUCGAAGGUGACGGAAGCGCGCGGUACCAGCCGGGAGAUCGACGCGGCGCGUGAAUUGUAUCGACCUGCGGCGGCCAGAGCCUCUUUGCUCUACUUUAUCUUGAACGAUCUGAACACCAUCAAUCCAAUCUAUCAAUUUUCGCUGAAAGCUUUCAGCGUGGUGUUUCAGAAAGCCAUCUCGAAGGCGGAUCCCGCCCCGGACGUGUCCGGCAGAGUGAAGAAUCUGAUCGAGUGUAUCACCUACUCCGUGUUCAUGUACACGACCAGGGGCCUGUUCGAGUGCGACAAACUCAUCUUCGCGUCUCAGAUGGCGUUUCAGAUUCUCCUGGCGAGGAAAGAGGUGACCGCCGGCGAGCUGGACUUCCUUUUACGGUUCCCCGUCACGCCUCAUGUCACCUCGCCCGUCGACUUUCUCACAAACACCAGCUGGGGCGGAAUAAGGAGCCUCGCCAGCCGCGAGGAAUUCCGUAAUCUAGACAGAGACAUAGAGGGCUCGGCGAAGAGAUGGAAGAAGCUGGUGGAGUGCGAGUGCCCCGAGCGGGAGAAAUUCCCGCAGGAGUGGAAAAAUAAAACGACCAUACAGCGUCUGUGCAUGCUGAGAGCUCUGCGACCCGACAGAAUGACUUACGCGAUCGCUGCAUUCAUCGAGGAGAAGCUGGGCCCCAGGUACAUCGAGGGUAGAACGGUCGAAUUUGCCAAAUCGUUCGAGGAGACCAGCCCAUCCAUCCCGAUCUUCUUCAUCCUUUCUCCGGGGGUGAAUCCCCUCAAGGACGUGGAGGAUCUGGGUCGUCGUCUGGGAUACACGCUGGACAAUCAGAAUUUCCACAACGUGUCGCUGGGUCAGGGCCAGGAGACGGUCGCCGAGCAGGCGAUGGACGUGGCGGCGAAGAACGGCCACUGGGUAGUCCUGCAGAACAUUCAUCUGGUGAAGAAAUGGCUACCAUUGUUGGAGAAGAAGCUGGAACUAGCGGCGGACGGUUCCCAUUCGGAUUACAGGGUCUUCAUGAGCGCUGAACCCGCCAGCACGCCGGCGGGGCACAUAAUCCCUCAAGGCAUCCUCGAGUCGUCCAUCAAGAUCACCAACGAACCGCCCACGGGGAUGCAGGCGAACCUGCACAAAGCCCUGGACAACUUCUCCCAGGAGACCCUGGAGAUGUGCAGCAAGGAGGCCGAAUUCAAGGCGAUCCUCUUCUCCCUGUGCUACUUUCACGCGGUUGUCGCCGAGCGCCGCAAGUUUGGCCCCCAGGGCUGGAACAAAGUCUACCCCUUCAACGUAGGCGACCUACACAUCAGCGUCAGCGUGCUCUACAAUUAUCUGGAGGCGACGUCCAAGGUGCCUUGGGAAGAUCUCAGGUACUUGUUCGGGGAGAUCAUGUACGGCGGACACAUAACCGACGACUGGGACAGAAGACUCUGUGUCUCGUAUCUGGAAGAAUUGAUGCAACCCGACUUGGUCGAUGGAGAACUGCAAUUGGCACCGGGAUUCCCGGCGCCGCCUAAUACAGAUCUAAUUGGCUAUCAUGCGUACAUCGACGAAGCUAUGCCUCCAGAGUCACCCUAUCUCUACGGAUUGCACCCGAACGCAGAAAUAGGAUUUCUGUCGAUGACUGCUGAGAAUCUCUUCAAGACUGUGUUCGAGAUGCAACCUAGGGACGCGGGGAGUUCAGGGGGACAAACAGUGACCAGAGAGGAUAAGGUGAAGCAAAUAUUGGACGAGAUAAUGGAGAAAUUGCCGGACGAGUUCAACGUGGCCGAGAUAAUGAGCAAGGUGGAGGAGAGGACGCCGUACGUGAUCGUGGCGUUUCAGGAGUGCGAGAGGAUGAACUAUCUAACGAUCGAGAUCAAACGAUCGCUGCGCGAACUGGACUUAGGCCUGAAGGGCGAGUUGACGAUCACCUCGGACAUGGAGGACCUGGAGAACGCGCUGUUCCUCGACCAGGUGCCCCCCGUCUGGACCCAGAGGGCUUACCCGUCUUUGCUGGGUCUCGCUGCUUGGUUCGUCGACUUGCUAUUGCGAAUCAGAGAACUGGAGACCUGGUCUACAGACUUUGUUUUGCCAGCUUCUGUUUGGUUGGCCGGGUUCUUCAAUCCUCAGUCCUUGCUGACAGCCAUAAUGCAGUCGACUGCCAGACGGCAGGAGCUGCCCCUUGACAAGAUGUGCUUGCAGUGCGACGUGACGAAGAAGAAUAAGGAGGAAUUCACGUACGUGACAAAGAAUGUCCGUUCGGCCCCCAGGGACGGCGCUUACAUCCACGGGAUCUUCAUGGAGGGUGCACGAUGGGACGUUCAGACCGGCGUGAUAGUCGAUUCGAAGCCGAAGGAGCUGUUCCCUGCCAUGCCUGUGAUCAACGUUCGCGCGAUCACGCAGGACAAACAGGAUCUGCGAAACAUGUACGAGUGUCCUGUCUACAAAACGCGGACUCGAGGACCCACCUACGUGUGGACUUUCAACCUGAAGAUCAAGGAAAAGCCAGCCAAGUGGACUCUGGCCGGCGUCGCACUGUUGCUUCAAACUUGA